Oikopleura dioica is the source of this 1362-nucleotide messenger RNA. The record is from the annotation of a GenBank genome assembly. Lineage: Eukaryota; Metazoa; Chordata; Appendicularia; Copelata; Oikopleuridae.
AUGAUUGGCUCAUUAUUAGACAGAUUUGGAAUUCGCGUCGCUAGAAUCUACGGUGGUACCCUCCUUACCCUCUCCUUCAUCUUCCUCUACUUCCUCCAUUUAAGCUCCCAUGCUCUCUGGUUCUUCUGGAUCUUCCUGUGCAUGGGAACACUUGCUCCCCUCCUCACUCUUCUCCCCCUGGCGAACUACUUCCCUAGACGAAAAGGAAUGAUCAUUACAAUCAUCAACGGCGUCUACGACUGCUCCGUUGCCGCGACUGCUUUUUGGGCGAGUUUUUACAAAAAUGGAAUGAGUAUUCAGACCAUGGCCAUGUUCCUCAUCGGUGUUAUGGUGUUCUUCUGGAUAAGAACUUUCGUGAUGCUUCCAAAGUCAACAGUGGCAGAAACGAAUCAAAACGAGGAGAAUUCGUGGGAUUGCGAGAAAGAAAAACUGGAGUCGGUAAAAUACGAACAUGAGCAAGAAGAACCAGAGCCGACAAUUUGGGAAACCUUACAGUCGGCGAGUUUUAUGCUCUACUACCUUUGCUACGUCAUCAUCGAUUGCCGAAUUAUCCUCACUUUUUACCUCCUACCGACCAUUCUCGAUUCCGUUUAUGAUGAUGAAGAAAAAAAGAUGCAAAUCAAUCAGCUUUUUAUGCAGGCGAAUUCGCUGUCCUUCAUUAUUUGCCCUCUCGCGGGAUUUCUUGCUGAUACGUUCAACAGAAAAACUGCUUCUCAUACGAUGAUGAUCUUCAUCAUCAUCAUACAGAUUUUGGUCUCGAUCCUUCCUCUUUUGAAAACGACCUGGGCGAUGUAUCUCUUCUGCAUCAUCUUCCCCAUCGGAAGAACCAUGUUCUACGGCGUUUCAAGUAUGAUCAUGCUUGAUGAAUUUCCCCAGUCCCAGUUUGGCUUCCUUUAUGGCUUCGCGAAUCUGAGCGCUGGUGUGGCGAUUUUUGCACUGACGAAUUUCAUCGCGAUUUUUAGUCAAUCGUUGACUCAAUUUAUGUUCGUCAACAACAACCACACCAACCACAACAACUACAACAACCAUAACAACUACAACAACCACAACAACCACAACAACCACACCAACCACAACAACUACAACAACCAUAACAACUACAACAACCACAACAACCACAAUAGCCACUACAACAGCAAUCACUUCAACUCAAUUAAGUCCCCCCUUGUUGUAUUCAACAAUUCAGACUUCAACAUCUACUCAAACAAUCCAAACCACUACAAUUCGAACUUUUACCCCUUGGUGGAACUGGCCCACAACAACUACUACUUUAUUGUGGCUUCCGUCAACAACCAUGUCCACAACUUUCUGGACAAGCUUUUCCGAGCCUACAAUGAGCCCGAAAUGUUCAAAGCAAAAUAA